Molecule: messenger RNA, 1877 nt
Organism: Entelurus aequoreus (snake pipefish)
Lineage: Eukaryota; Metazoa; Chordata; Actinopteri; Syngnathiformes; Syngnathidae
Gene: exd1
Product: exonuclease 3'-5' domain containing 1
Exons: 11
Coding region: 123-1622 (499 amino acids)
Biological process (GO): nucleobase-containing compound metabolic process
Molecular function (GO): nucleic acid binding; 3'-5' exonuclease activity
Source: RefSeq, a predicted model, not a curated record
ACUCGUCUUGUUCUUGAACGCAACAUCCAAACUAGGUUUAUGACCAAGCCACGGAUUCGUGUUUAGGCAUUGUCAACUGUAUCUGAUAAGUUAGUGUUACAUAAAAAUAAUAUUUCAAAAGGAUGAUUGACGACAGCCAAUUUAUAAGUAUCUUCAAAGGGAAACGUAUUAAAUUGACCCUCAAGUCUUCGUCUUAUUUUGGUGUCGUGCAGCGCAUUGUCGCUAACAAGGCGUUGGUCCUUACGAAUGUCAUACAUGGCAGCAAUGGAUGUGAAAUUCCCGGUUCGAGAUUGUUCUUUGGUCCUGACAUUCUUAAUGUUGAAUUUACCAAUGAAGAGGACAUAGAGAAUGGAAAUAUUCCUGAAGACCUGGAAAAGCACUUGGAGGUGAAAAGUUUCCAGCCAUAUAGAAAUUACUUUUACCACGAUGAUGAUGAAGAAUACAUCAACUUUGAAGUUAUUGAUGAGUUUCAUGAGAAGUUUGGACUUGCUGUGAUGAACAUCAAGAAGCAGCAUGUGGUUGGCGUGGGGGCUGAUGGGGUUGCGCUAUACAAACAUGGAAGAAUGUGUUGGCUUCAGAUUGCCACGAAAAACAAGGUCUAUCUAUUUGACAUCCUUUUACUUGGAGCGCGGGCCUUUAAGAAUGGUCUUUCCAUGAUUCUGCAGAAUAAGCACAUACUGAAGGUAAUCCAUGACUGCAGAGCUAUUGCUGGAUGUCUUAUUACACAGUUUGGAGUGAAGCUGACUAAUGUAUUUGACACACAGGUGGCAGAUGUCAUGUGCUUCUACUCUGAGACAGGAGGUUUCCUUCCAGACAGAGUGAGCACUCUUCAGGAAGUGGUGAGCCUCCACCUGAAGGUCCCCUCCUCCCAGCUCUUGUCACUGAAGACCAAGUCCAAGCUGACCAUGGACGAAACAGAGAUGUGGUACAAGCGUCCGUGUCCCACAGCCUUGCUAAAGGUGAUGACGCUAUCUGUGAUCCACUUACAGCCCCUCAGACUGGUGCUGCUGGAUUCUCUCCUGACAGACUACAUGGCCUUGGUGGACACUUACAUCACAAACAGCCAGUACCCACUUGAUGAUUUAGAGACCAUAUAUAUGGAGAGUGUGUUUGAGAUACCCUCUGAGCUCAGGCAAUUGGAGCGGAUGCGCCAUGAGCGUCAAGAGUCUGCUGUCAAACACUACCCAGUCACAGACAAGGGUCUGUUAGCUCGCUUUAGUCCUCAAGCUUGGUCCCCAACACAGACAUUACCUGUGGAAGAGGAGCACAAAUGCACUGAGCAAACUGAGGAGUCACUAUCACCAGAAGUGGAUCAAAAAGAAGUAGAUCCAAACCAGCCAUCCACUAGCCCCUUGGCUGUCGCUUCUCUGACUAAAGCAGCUCAAAAGUCAGUCUCCAGCACCUUGUUUGACCACAGGAAGGAAAUAUUUAUCAGCAGUCCCCUACCUCAGGGUGUAGGUAGUGCAAUCUCAUCUUUACUGAUGACAGCGAUGGGUCGAGGAAGGCACUUUGGUAAAGAACAAUCACCAAUCGAGCUAAUACUGCCGCCACCAUCAGGGCAGGCCCGCUAUUUUGGUCACCAACAGCACAGAUCCGUAGAGAAAGAUGUGGAAUUUGAAUAAUCUGUGGAAUUGCGGCAGCAACUUCCUGCUCAGACCUCAACUAAUAGUACCAAUUCCUCCUGGUUUGUUGUUCCACAGUUUAACCUGUAGGUGGCAGUAAAUAUUGGCUUUUGUUCAACAUUUGCAAGGCUAUUUCAAGAGUUGUUUUUAUUUCCCGGCAUGCAUGUGUGCUCCUGUGUUUGUUCAUGUUUGUUGGCCUGUUUUCAGUUGUAUAAUGAUUAAAAGUGUAAUGUUUCAUAUAAUUAAAACAUUCUC